AUGUCCGGUAGAACAAGAUUCAAUAAGAACAACGCGACGAAGUUUGCUGUGGUGCAUAGACCACACGAUGAUCCUAAUUAUCAUGAUCCCGAGGCAGGUGAACAUGUUCUUGUUCCUGUUCAGAAUCGUCAUAAAAAGAAGGAUGUCUCACAGAGUUCAGAAGAUGGGCCAAUUCCGAAACUUGUCUCUACACCAACUGCACCAAGCACAUCAGCUUCUAAAAAUGCUGUUAAUGAACACGUCGGUGAAGCAGCUCUAUAUGGUAUUACAUUUGACGAUUCCAAAUACGAUUAUACACAGCAUUUGAAACCUAUUGGCUUAGACCCAUCCCAUUCCGUUUUCAUUCCUGCCAAGAGUAAGAAGCCUAUUGAGAAGAAGAAGUUGAAGGAUCCAGAAUCUCUGUUUGUGGAGCCAAGCUAUCAAGAUCUGGAGAACAAGGCUGCUGAGCCGUUGUUUGUGAGAGGUGUUGCCAAGCAAGAAUAUUUGGAUCAAAUGCAAGAGAUUCCGGGAGAACUUGUGGGGUUCAAGCCUGAUAUGAAUCCUGCCUUGAGGGAAGUCUUGGUGGCAUUAGAAGACGAUGCAUACGUUAUCAAUGAGGAUGUUGCUGUCGAAAUCAAGCCUAAGAGUAACAACGCUGCUGAGGGUUUAGAUGAAGACGAUGAUGAUAUUUUCGCCGAGUUGUUGGGUAGUGGUAAAGCCGAUGGUGCAGAUGAAUUUGAAGAUGAAUUUGAUGAAUGGGAUAUGCAAGAUCUAGACAACUUCGAAGAAGAACAUUAUAAACAGGAAAUGGCACAGUUCGAUGACAUCGGAAAAUUGCAGGAUCUACAAGGUAUCGAUGUUUCUGCAGAUGUCAGAAGGUUCAAGCUACAACAAAAGAAAGUGAGAAACGACUGGGAUUCGGAGAACGAUUUCAGUGAUGACGACAAUGGUUCAAUUAAUCACAGCGAAGAUGAAGAAGAGCUAAAGGAAGAAGUUGAAGAUGGAGACGUGCUAGGAUCAUUGCCAAGCUUCAAGACUAGUAGCAAAACUGGUGGUAAAGCUCGUAAAGCCCGUCAUAAGAAAGGUGCCAUGUCUGACGUCUCUGGAUUCUCAAUGAGUUCAAGUGCACUUGCACGUACAGAAGUGAUGACUGUGUUAGAUGAUAAAUACGAUCAAAUCAUCGGAGGAUAUGAAAACUAUGAAGAAGAGUUAGCUGAAGAUGAAGAGAAACAUGAAAGCUUUGAUAUGCUCAAAGAACGUCCAGAUCUCGAAUCUAUGCUCGACGAUUUCCUGGAUAAUUAUGAACUUGGAAGUGGUAAUAGAAAGCUAGUUAAGAAGGAUGAAGAGAUCGCCAGACUAAAAGAAGCUGCUGACGAAGUCAGCAAAGGUAAGCUAUCGAUGAGAAGAAAAAGGGAAAAGGAGAAGAAAUCCGUGAAAGGGAUUACAAAUGGACUUAACAGUCUCAAGUUUUAA
This is a messenger RNA of Kluyveromyces lactis, 1452 nucleotides long. It is a transcript of the gene LTV1, whose product is annotated as ribosome biogenesis protein LTV1. Bases 1 to 1452 code for a protein of 483 amino acids. NCBI's taxonomy places the organism in Eukaryota, Fungi, Ascomycota, Saccharomycetes, Saccharomycetales, Saccharomycetaceae. The record is from RefSeq and is a predicted model, not a curated record. Gene Ontology annotation, cellular component: nucleus; preribosome, small subunit precursor; cytosol. Gene Ontology annotation, biological process: ribosomal small subunit biogenesis; ribosomal small subunit export from nucleus. The transcript has a single exon.